UCACCCCGGGCGGGGGGGGCUCUCGGGAAGAGGAAGCGGAGGGCCGGAGGGAGCGGACGCGCGGUGGGAGUGAGGCGGGAGCGUGUGCACGCGGGACGCCUUCCCUGCGCCUUACUCCUGGUCCGAUCCGUGGAACCCGGGGAGAGGACUCCGGUGCCCGCUGUCACCUGGAAGCCACUUUUUCCUGCCUUCUUUCCCCCCUGAUCCGGGUAGCGGGUAGGAACUGAGAAAUCGGAGUUGGCUGCAGCCGAGGGUAGGCAGAGAGCGAACAGUUAAGUCGCUGCCGUCCCUUGGGUGCCAGCAGCUCUAACUUGAUUUGAUGCUCCCCGUAGCCCUGCGAAGAGGCAUCAUUACCCCCCCGUUUUACUGAUGAGGGUGCCCACACCGGGAUGAGAAAUGACUCGCCCUGGGGCAAGCCACUGGAAAGGAGACGCCAGUGGGGGACUCGGAAGCCCCCACGCUUCUCCCUCUUCUCCUGCUCCCUCUCUGUCCAUCGCGCGCGGAUCUAGGAAACUCGCGCUGCUGGGUCUGUUAGGGAAACAGCGCUUUCUUUCGAUGCAGAACGAGCCCCAGGCACCCCAGCAGGCCGCACGCUUCUCUUUCGCGGUGGAUGAGGUCGCCUGCAGAUCCAGGCUGGGCCUUAUGGGCUGCCCAGGCGGAGCGGGACUUCCCGGUCAUCGUCAUCCUCCGCUCCCCCAGCUCAGCCUGGCCGGAGUUCGGCUUCCCCAGGCCCUGUCCACCGCCCACCUGCUGAGGAGCAGCAGAGUGCUGUGUCACUCAGGAGUUGGGGACCCCUGACGCAACCCAACCGCCCUCGUGCGCUGUGCAGAAAGAUUUUUUAAAAAGCCUCGUGGGGCAUAGCACCAUCGCUAAAUGCCUGGUACAUUUAAGAAGCCCGACUGCGGGAGAGGCCCUCUACAAACGCUGUUACCUGGAAUCUGAGAACUAACGCCAUUCUCCAUUUCAAGAUGCCUUUGCUGUUUUGACAGAUGCAAACUGACCCCUCUCGAGGCCACGACAGAAGGGGAAUCAUGACCGUUUGAAGCCUGGAAGACUGCCCUCAAUUAAGGAAAAUCCUCGAUCAUUGUCUGAAAUGCUGAGAAAGUUGUUGCGAAGGAGACUUUUCUCUUAUCCCACUAAGUACUGCUUCUUGCUUCUUGUGUUUUCCCUAGUCACCUUCUCUGUUUUAAGAAUUCAUCAAAAGCCCGAAUUUGUAAGUGUUGGGCAUUUGGAGCUGGUUGGGGAGAAUCCUAAUAGUAAUAUCAAUUGUACCAAAAUUUUACAGGGGGAUGUAGAUGAAAUCCAAAAGGUACAGCUUGAAAUUCUAACGGUGAAAUUUAGGCAGCGCCCUCGGUGGACAACCGGCGACUAUAUAAACAUGACCAGAGAUUGCAAUUCUUUCGUCAAGAGGCGCAAAUAUAUCGUAGAGCCCCUUAGUAAAGAAGAGGCGGAGUUUCCCAUUGCGUAUUCUAUAGUGGUUCAUCACAAAAUCGAAAUGCUUGACAGGCUCCUGAGGGCCAUCUAUAUGCCUCAGAAUCUCUACUGCAUUCACGUGGACAGAAAAUCCGAGGAUUCCUUUUUGGCCGCGGUGAUGGGCAUCGCCUCCUGCUUCAGUAACGUCUUCGUGGCCAGUCAGCUGGAGAGCGUGGUGUAUGCCUCUUGGAGUCGGGUGCAGGCCGACCUCAACUGCAUGCAAGACCUCUACAGGAUGAGUGCGGACUGGAGGUACUUGAUAAAUCUUUGCGGCAUGGAUUUCCCUAUUAAAACCAACCUGGAGAUUGUCCGGAAGCUCAAAUCGUUAAUGGGUGAAAACAACCUAGAGUCCGAGAGAAUGCCAUCCAAUAAAAAAGAAAGGUGGAAAAAGCAUUAUACAGUUGUUAAUGGAAAGCUGACCAACACAGGGACGGACAAAAUGCACCCUCCUCUUGAAACGCCCCUGUUCUCAGGCAGUGCCUAUUUUGUGGUCAGUAGGAAGUAUGUGGGCUAUGUGCUAGAGAAUGAAAAGAUCCAGAAGUUUAUGGAGUGGGCCAAAGACACCUACAGUCCGGAUGAGUAUCUCUGGGCCACUAUCCAGAGGAUCCCCGAAGUCCCAGGCUCACUGUCCCUAAGCCAGAAGUAUGACAUGUCUGACAUGCACGCGAUCGCGAGGUUCGUCAAGUGGCAGUACUUUGAAGGUGACGUCUCCAAGGGGGCCCCCUACCCGCCCUGCAGCGGGGUCCACGUGCGUUCUGUGUGUGUCUUCGGAGCAGGUGACUUGAACUGGAUGCUACGCAAGCACCACUUGUUUGCCAACAAGUUUGACACGGACAUUGACCUCUUUGCCAUCCAGUGUUUGGAUGAGCAUCUGCGGCAUAAAGCCCUGGAGACGCUGAAACGCUGAAUCUUCAUCAUAGGCAACUUGAGAAGUAAAACCCAUGCGUGAGACGAGACGCACCCCAUCUGAUUCUUCUGCCUUGUUCAUACACGUCGGAGAAACUCUAGGGGGCGCCCUUGGGGGUGGGGACUCCCAACUGUGCGUAUCCUCCAAGCUCUGUGGUUUCUCCGGAGCACAGCGGGCUAGAAAGGUUAUAGCAUCACAUGUUGACCUAGCGUUAGCAUGGGGCCAGGACGGGCGCUGAGUGGCCCGGGUGGCUGGGGAAGAGGCGGUGCGAAAAACAGCCUGUUAAAAGAGCUCAGGGACUUAACAAAAGGAUUUCGUCUGUGCCAAAAUUACUUUGAGAGCUUUAAAUACGACAGUUUUCUUGAUCUGAAUAAAUUUGUAGCAACAACCAA
Molecule: messenger RNA, 2772 nt
Organism: Felis catus (domestic cat)
Lineage: Eukaryota; Metazoa; Chordata; Mammalia; Carnivora; Felidae
Gene: GCNT1
Product: glucosaminyl (N-acetyl) transferase 1
Exons: 5
Coding region: 1094-2380 (428 amino acids)
Cellular component (GO): membrane
Molecular function (GO): beta-1,3-galactosyl-O-glycosyl-glycoprotein beta-1,6-N-acetylglucosaminyltransferase activity
Source: RefSeq, a predicted model, not a curated record